CGCCGCCUAUGAUCGACCUGCUAACCAAUUUGAAGGGACCAGAGCUCGAAAUACAGAAAUAUGAAGUCGCCAAUACCAAUGAGCUGACAGAUACUUCAGUACAUUGUGGAUGUGACACGCUCUGCCAGAACAAAAACCUGAUGGAUGCACUGGCAAAAAUCACCAUCUCUAAGAGACGCUACUCAACACGAUCUGAUAUAUCCCCUUUUAUUCCUCUAUCCCACAAUAUGCAGUUGAUGAAUGAAGAGGAUUCUAUUCGGAAGCGUACAGCUACUUUCAUGAAGCGAUCCAACGUCUAUCCAGAACGUGAAGCAGACAAAUCCGCUAAGAUGAAAACAGGAGAGAAACAUCGUAGCAAAGGCAAACCCACCCAAGGCGAUAUUAACAAGAACGAGCACAGUAAAAGCAAUAACAGUGACCACCGCCAUACCAAGGAUAACGAGGGUAAGGCAAAGAGGUCGAAGACAGCAGAAAAGCAUAAAAUGUCAGCUAAGGAAGUGCAUCAAGAAGAAAGUGGAUAUGAGGACCAUACUCCUCAGGCUUUCAUCAAACUUAACACAAUUGGCGCUGUCAGUGGUUACUAUGGUCGAGUUGAAAUCGGCAACCCUGGACAAUAUUUUGAUGUUGUCUUUGAUACAGGCUCUAGCGACCUCUGGAUCCCCUCAAUCAAAUGUAUUGAGGAUGGCUGCAUCAACCAUCAACGUUACAAUAGUCAAAGGUCCUCCAGCCACAAAAGUAUCAGCCCGCCGAGCUCUUUUGAGAUCGAAUAUGGGACAGGUGAGGUCUCUGGUCUGAUUUCAGAGGACAUUGUCACCAUUGGCGGCAUCACAAGCAAGAAACCUGUCCGGUUUGCGGAAAGUACCAGCACGAGCUCAAUAUUUGAGCACGCAGUUUUUGAUGGUGUCUUUGGACUCGGGUAUCAAGAAAUGAGUAGCUCACAUGAACGUCCUCCAUUCUUAGCCAUGCUGGAACAGCAUGCUAUUAAACGCGGCAUGUUUGGUUUCUAUAUGGGUAAAGGCUAUGGUGAACUUGCUCUUGGAGGAUACGACCAGUCAAAGGUUGAGGGAAACCAAAUUACGUGGUCCAAAGUGGUAAAGAAGGGCUAUUGGGAAAUUAUGAUGGAGAAAGUCGAAUUGAAUCAAGACGAUAUCUUAAAAAAGCCUGUUCAUGCUAUUGUUGAUACCGGCACGACUCAAAUCAUCAUGCCUGUCAAUCUAGCCCGUCAUCUGCAUUCAAAAGUCCUCCCUGGUGCUGCUCAUAUCCACGAUAACAUUUAUUCACUUCCAUGUGAUCAUAAGGACCUUCCUACACUUCGAAUUCAAAUCUCUGGAGCAAUGUUUGAUGUUCCCCCAAGCCUGUAUGUUCUUCAGCAGAUUGCUCCAGGUCGUUGUAUGAGUGGAUUUGCAGGUGAAGAAGUAGAUGGCACAGCAUGGAUCCUCGGCGACGUCUUCUUGCGUAGUAUAUAUUCGAUCUACGAUUUUGACAACAAUCGCGUUGGCUUUGGCAGACUGAACUCG
Lobosporangium transversale is the source of this 1517-nucleotide messenger RNA. RefSeq names its product aspartic peptidase domain-containing protein. Gene Ontology annotation, molecular function: aspartic-type endopeptidase activity. The record is from RefSeq and is a predicted model, not a curated record. Lineage: Eukaryota; Fungi; Mortierellomycota; Mortierellomycetes; Mortierellales; Mortierellaceae. Gene Ontology annotation, biological process: proteolysis. The transcript is spliced from 3 exons. The annotation marks the transcript as partial.